GUAUUCAUCCAUAUUCAACAGUUCAGUGAACACCUGAUGUGAUGGCUCUUAGAAGAUGCACCAUCUGUGCUCAUAGUAGCUUCGACGUUCAGCGAUGGCUGUGACUCAAUUAGCAUUAACAAGGGUUGAGCAGAGUACCGGGAUCGGGAUGGGGUGGAUUGCCUCUUAGGAGUACUGAUAACCGUCUGUGCAAGUGCUGUUGUGUACAGUCAAAGUUAUUACACGCAGCGUGAGCUCUUUGUCGCUCGACCCGACACGGUUGGAUAUGGUGAAGUGGAUGUGUUCUGGACACUCUGUCAUAUCGUCGUUAUGGCAAAUAAUGGUUGCAAACGGUGGACACAAUGUGAACCCUAGAACAAAAAUGCCCUUAUGCAUGGAAAUAUUGUAAAACUCGAUGUGGUUGUGCUGGUAUCGGAAGUCUCGAACGCAUUAACCCUAACUAAAACUGGGGCAACGACUCCGAAUCAUGGAGGAUGUGCCGAGUCGUUUCAACAGGAACCACCCUUAACAACUCUUACUCUUAUCGAUCUUUGAACACAUGUUACACAUUUCUGGAACGCUCAAUCAUUGCGACCACUCAGAAGCCAAAGAUAUUCAAGCACUUAUAAACACAAAUUAACAAACGCCACUCUUAUAUACAACGAAUUCAAGCGUAUAUAUACAUAUAUAUAUAUAUAUAUAUAUAUAUAUAUAUAUAGAAGGUAUAGAGGGCCGAAGGGAACCAAACAACAAAUACAUCCCAUUUAUCUAUCAAAGACACGAAAAAAGUCAGUCCGGAACUUUGUGCACUAAAGGCGCGCCAUCCAAUUGUAGCAGCCGCUGCUAACAGGUGUAGCAAACGCCACGUAAAAAGUGAUACAAAUGGGAGAAAAUCGUAACCAGCAGAAAUAAAUAGAAACAUAAAGUUCGGCCCAGCACGAGCUUAUGACUUCAGCUUACGAGGCACCUAUAUAGGUUGUGCUUGGUGGAUCUCGCAGUUGCUUCAGUAGGGACAAUGCCAGCUGUGAUGGUUACGGCGCAGAUAGAGACGUUCGAACGUGGCUCCACGCCAUAUCUAUAGACAUAUAUACACAGAGUUUAUACCGGUGAGACAAAAAGGAAUUAAACGCAAAAAAAGGCCAUUAACGAACUACUAACGGCGACGAUAAGGGUAGCAACACUAAUAAUAGAGGCAAAAACUAGCAAGACCAUAUCGGCCGCCACUGCGUCAUCCGUUAUCGUCGAAGCCGAGAAAUAAUCGUAUCAAUCGACUUGUAGUAAUGAUUACAACAGCAGCAAAAUAAAGUCUAGUUAAAGCCAGAAAUCUACUUUACUGUGCAAGAUGCCACAGCUACAGAUUCGUGAGGAGGACGUUAUCUGUCUCGUGCUUGAGUUCCUGCAGAAACGAGAGCUUGGUAUUAGCCAGCUGGCCCUUGAACGUGAAACAGGACUCGUAAAUGGCGUCUUCUCGGACGAUCUACUUUUUUUACGACAGCUUGUCCUUGAUGGUCAAUGGGACGCCGUGCUUGACUUUGUUCAACCGCUUGAACACGUAGAGAGCUUUGAUGCUCGGAGAUUUAAAUAUGUCGUCCUGAAGCAUAAAUUCCUUGAACUUUUAUGUAUUCGGGGAGAGACAGGUUUAAUUCAGCCGCAAGAAAUGAACGUCGACGAGAUGGUGUCUACGUUGAAUGAUCUCGAAGCGGUGGCUCCAUCUAAGGAGGCUUACAACUCUUUAUGUCUCCUAUUAGCUUACCCAAAGCUAUGCGACCAUAUGGACUAUAAACACUGGAACCCCAGUAAUGCUAGAAUCCGCUGUUUUUCGCAGUUAUGUCCGCUAGUUGAGAAGUUUCUACCAGCCCCAGGUAGUGCACAAGUGAUGGCAGGAGGUGGAAGUGCUACUAGUGGUGUGCCACGACACUCAAAGCACGAUCGUCUACUCCAGCUGGUUAUCAAGGGUCUUGUUUACGAGGCCUGCGUUGCCUUCUGCCAGAACCGGGCAACGGCGGAGAACGCAACCCCGGAGAAGGCCGGAGCUCAAAAAGUGGAUGCCGCCUCGAGAAUCAUUCAAUUCGGAACUGUCUUCAGCAAUUCCAACGGAUUUUCUGGUGCGGACUUAGGCCUUUUCUCCUGGUUGCAAGCUCUACCCAACGAAUCGUUCAGCCACCCGUUCGAGCAGAAGACGCUGAAGAUUGAUGUUGCUCAGAUGGAAAAACCGGUUUUGGACGCCCAAUGGGCGGAGCACAUUUUGGGAACGCCGGUGAAACCACGAGCUGUGUUCCCUCACUCACACGUGCCCUUCCAGAGGUCACAGGGUGGCCUAGAGAUGAUGUCUCGAUCACUGAUGAUGCUAACAUCGAUGGAACAGAGUCGCCUAUCCCUCUCAGGCAUUUUGUCUGGUUCCACUUACGGGGACCUCUCCAAGAGCAGUUUCCACCUGACCGGCGCAAAAGUCAUGACAACGUCCGUCGACAAGUUGUUUGCUAGUACGACUGACCUUGCUCUUAACCAAAGCACGACGAAGCUUAAUAGUGAAUUCCAGGCCAGAACGCAGGAUGAAACGCCCCCGAAGACGUCCCCAGUUCACAAAACCUCGAGGGUGGUCAGUCCAGUACCGGUCUCGAUGCCGCAACAGGAAGACACCGACACAAAUGUCCUUUGGAAAGAAUUCCAAAAGCAACGCCAGAAGCUGGAAACCCUCGUCGAGGAUGUGAAAACGCCCGCAACCGAUGGCACGCCACGGCAAACGGCGCAGCAGAAAGGCCAAACAAACAAAUCUUCUAAUAACAACGUCACUACUCAGAUCCAGAAUACAACACCAAAGAAGACGAAGUUGGGAGCGUCACAAGUCAAUCAAAUACAGGAACCUAUUCCACGAGUGGCUGUGGGAUCGAUCCCACUCCCCGCAGCUCCGUUCUACACCUCCCACGGGCCUCCCAGUUCGCACUCACCAAGUAUGACGUCGCCAACGACGGGCGUCAUUACUUCCUUGAGGGAUUCCAGAGCUUCGCAGGUAACUGUGUUUCAGUCGGAGCGACGAGAUGAAGACAAACGGCGAAGUAUCAUUGAACGUGAACGCGAGAAAGAGGAUGAACGAUUGUCUUCCUCGAGGAGCUCUUGCAAGUCCAAUGAGACAUCCUGGUCCUCUGGCAAAGGAUCAACGAUGCUGCAAACUUGUCCCACUGGACCUCAAGAGCAAACACAACAACAGAAUAGGAAUCGAUGUGAUGCUUGUCUGAGGGCCGAGAGAUGCCGUUCUACUAGCUCGUCGUCGAAAACUGAUGAACCGUCACAACAAGACGCAUUCGAAAAGGAACAACCUCUACAUUACUGCAGUGGGGCAAGUUUUCCCAGAAGUAUCGGCUCUAAUGAGAAAAAGUAUCCUUCGAACCAGAGUGGCAGCUCAGGCAACCACAUUCGGCACGAACCUCGGGAUUCUGGUGCUGAUGAGCGCGCCCAGUUUAUUCCGGUCACAACGCUCGAAGAUGCUCAGGUGGUCCGUGCAGUUGAUUUUCAUCCGUCGGGUAAAUAUUACGCCGUUGGGAGCAAUUCGAAGACGCUUCGGAUAUGCGCAUAUCCUCAAAUGGAUGACCUCAGGGAGAAUCACUUGGCCACGCAGCCAUCGGUGCCUCAUAAACGUCUGAAGCAUCAUAAGGGCUCGAUCUAUUGUCUCGCGUGGAAUCAGACCGGAGAGCUGAUGGCGACUGGAUCCAACGACAAGACCGUGAAACUGAUCCGCUUCAAUGAACAUGACUGCACCUUGGACCACGGCGGGGAAGCAGAAAUGACAAUGCAUGACGGGACUGUGCGUGACCUGUGUUUUGUGGAAGACCUGACUAAUCGCAGUUCUCUACUGAUCUCCGGUGGUGCCGGGGAUAACAAAAUUUACAUUACUGAUUGCGAAACAGCUAUUCCAUUCCAAUCACUUAGUGGGCACUCUGGUCACAUCCUGUCGCUGUACACAUGGGGAGGAGCCAUGUUUGUUUCGGGAUCUCAAGAUCGCACCAUCCGUUUCUGGGAUCUACGCAUACGAGGCUGUACCAACCUGGUAACAGCACCGCCCGCUCACGGCUCAGGUCCAGGAAGUCCUGUGGCCAGUGUCUCUGUAGAUCCUUCAGGUCGAAUGCUUGUCUCUGGCCACGAGGACGCAACGUGUAUGCUGUUCGAUAUUCGCGGUGGCCGAGUGAUACAGUGCUUCCGGCCUCAUUCGCAAGACAUUCGCUCGGUGCGAUUUUCACCCAAGGCCUACUACUUGUUGACCGCCUCCUACGACGGCCGCUGUGUGCUCAGUGACCUACAGGGAGAUCUGACACAGCCACUGCCCUCAAUCGUUGUGGCAGAGCACCCGGACAAAGUGAUUCAAGCUCGCUGGCAUCCCACCGAUUUUACGUUUGUCACUACGUCGGCCGAUAAAACAGCCUCUCUCUGGGGGCUUCCAGUCGACUGAGACGGAACCUUCUGACUGCGAUGAGCGGACGUUAAACAUUCACAUGGGUAUUACGGACAGUUUCAUUUCAUAACUCGUAGCUAAGAACGGGUGGUCAACAUAAAAAAUAAAAGGUGUGCCCCUUUUAUCCAGGAACAAAAUCACACUUUUUCUCUACCCAGUCUCCCUUCUUUGUGCUUCUAAAUCUACCCCUUUGCUAACUAGAUAGCUGGAGCAACUUUCAAGAAAACUAUUGUUAGAGCGGAAAAAUUUACUUUUGUCCAUUCUAAGCGUUGUACAGAAGCUCAAUAAAACAAAGGGGGGGUCCAAUAAGCGGUAGCAUUAUCGCUUAGGCAGCUGAUAUAUGCGCAAACAUCGCAUAGAAAUGUAAUCUUUAGCGGCUUUUCAUCCGUUAGUCAGUUGUUGAAGCCGUAUGGGAGUCGUCACCGACGUUAUAGCGACGUGCCUGAACGAGUCGCCACUUCACCAUCAAAUACAUGCGACCAUUGCAAUUGAGCUUCUAAUAAUAAUCAUAAUAAUAGCUGAUAUGCAUGCCUUCAGUUCAGACUUGAAAAAGAGUGCAUGCAUCGCGUAUUUAUUGCGCUACAUUACUCUGAAUACGAAGAAGAAGAAAAAAUAUGAAAGAUAAUGGGAUAAGAACACGACGACGCAGAGCAAGAGAACGACAGAAAAGAACGAAAAGCUGGCCCGCUUUCUAGGAGCGCCCAUUAACGGGACGUAGAAGCGAAAAUUGCCGGUGUAUGACCGAUAAGAUAGUUGUAACAAAUGCGUAUUUCCGCAACAAUUGCUAAUGCAUUCAUACAGGUGACAUGAGAUAGAGAUGAAAUCGCUUUCACUAAGGAAGUGUGAUUUGUCGAUUUCGCGCGAAGGACAACAAAUGCAUAGGAGAGUAUAUGAAGACUACUAAUUAUAAGUAUACAGAGCUGAGUGACAGCUUUGGCAUAUACAUACCCAGCACGUAUAUGAUUAUUAUAUGUAAUGAACAGAGAGACGAUAAAACUAACCGAACGCUAUAUAUGUACUGCUCUGCUAUAAAUGUCAUCUUUGUGGUAAGCUCUUCGCAAAUGGCAAAACGACACUAUUCGAAAAUAGGCUAACUCGCCAAGCGAGAUUCGACAUAACAGAACAAACAAUAAUGAUACGUAAUAGAAAUUAGGUGACAUAUUUGUGGGUUUCAGCAACAUUUCUAUAGAUGUCUAUAUGAUGACCCGUCGGUAAAGAAGUAAAUGAAAGAGAGCCAUCGAGAGGACAGUUAUAUUCAGUAACGUUUUGACACACCAUACCAUUUGUAACGAUGAUCGCCACCAGUCAUCCCUUGCGCCUUACCGAUACGGAAUGGUCACACAAGAGUAUACCCGGAAAAGAAAGGUGCUUUACUGCUAUUAGUACAUCCAUAGAGGUAACAACCAAGAAAUGACCAUUAUUUGCAGAUAAGGCGUAACUCAGUGCCAUGAAGUGUCUCACGAUAUUCAAACGAUAUUUAAAUCAACAACGAGAAAAAUGAAGCACAGCCGCACGAUGACGGACAAAGGACAAAUAAACAAAAUAACAACCCACAACGUGACAAUAUUCGUUUCUCCUAUCGAAGUUACCAUUUGUUCUUAAGUUCAUUCCACUGUAGUUAACUGACUCUCAGAGAAAGUGGACGAUGGAAUAUGUUACUUAUGCAUACACGCAUUUAUCGAGUGAUCCCUGUAGUUCUAAACGUUGUAGCCGGUAGAAUUAGAUAGAGCGAACGAUUUCUAUACAUGUACCCGCCAAACAUUAUAAUGGCACAGUAAUCCCUUUAGCCAGUGAGGAUUCUUUAAAAAUUUUAUGUUGCUUAUAAAAGUCAUUGUUACGUCUGAAGGCUAUCCGACGAAUCCAGCUAACAGGACAGUAACAAAUUCGUGUAGAGAGCACAAGAGUUCAUUUCCUAUGGUGACUCAUACACAGAUGCAUGCCGAUGUCAGCAGCGGAGACUCUUCUGAAAUUUAUGACCAUAGUGAAUAAACAUUGAGAAAAAAACAACACGGAGUCUGUAAAUGGGAUUGCUUGUGAGGGUUUGCAUUCAUUUUGUGUUCCUAGAUUCAACUAGUACCUAUGUUCAACCGACGGUACAAGACGGAAUUGUCGUGUAUGGAAAGAUACAAGAACCAUAAUGUUUGCUAAACGACUCUCGAUAAUAGGGACAUCUUCGAAUAGAGGUAAACAAGAUGCAAAGAUGAGGAAAUUAACGGUGUCGAAUAAACGUAAAUUUUGUUGUAUAACACCGAUA
Messenger RNA from Varroa destructor (honeybee mite), 6680 nucleotides. Its product is annotated as WD repeat-containing protein 47. The record is from RefSeq and is a predicted model, not a curated record. Gene Ontology annotation, molecular function: protein binding. Lineage: Eukaryota; Metazoa; Arthropoda; Arachnida; Mesostigmata; Varroidae.